AUGGUCUUCAUUCUCGGCGUCAAUUUCAACGAGCUGAAGCUGGUCAAGAAAGCACUCGAGUCCUUUUAUGCCAUUGGCCCCCAGACGUCUGCCCGCAUCCUCGCCAAAUUCUCCAUCCACCCACGAGCCAAGAUGGGCACACUGCCGCCCAAGACGGUCACCGCGCUAACGGCGGAGCUGUCCAACAUGACCGUUGAGAACGACGCCCGCCGCGUCGUGCAAGACAACAUCAAGCGCCUGCGCGACAUGGGCACGUACCGCGGCAAGCGGCACGCCAUGGGUCUUCCGGUGCGCGGCCAGCGCACGCGUACGCAGAUCCUGACGGCCCGGAAGCUGAACAAGCUGGAGCGGAGGUGA
This is a messenger RNA of Grosmannia clavigera kw1407, 357 nucleotides long. Its product is annotated as 40S ribosomal protein s13. NCBI's taxonomy places the organism in Eukaryota, Fungi, Ascomycota, Sordariomycetes, Ophiostomatales, Ophiostomataceae. Gene Ontology annotation, biological process: translation. The transcript has 3 exons. Gene Ontology annotation, cellular component: mitochondrion; ribosome; small ribosomal subunit. Bases 1 to 357 code for a protein of 118 amino acids. The record is from RefSeq and is a predicted model, not a curated record. Gene Ontology annotation, molecular function: RNA binding; structural constituent of ribosome.